AUGCGCAUGGACGACGUCUCUGCGGAAGGGCUGCAGCUCAAGUCGUUUGGGACGGCGGACCUGGGCAAAGAGUUGGCUGCCUAUAAAAUAUGGAUGGAUGACCCUGGGUUGAAGUACGAGCUGGGGACAGAUGAGGGCAUGACGGAGGACGAGAUAAAAGACAUGCAGAGGAAAUGGUUGGAGGACGAAGACAAGUUCGAUUAUACGAUUUGGGCGGAUGGCCAGCCAGUGGGCGACAUUGGAUUGUUUUAUAAAAGGGAUGAGAACGGACACGUCGAUCAUACGGAAGGGGAAAUCAGUAUGAUGAUAGCCGAGAAGGCUUACCGUAGAAAAGGGCUGGGUAAACUCGCGUACCAGCUGGCUAUCCAGGAGGCGUUUAAAAAGUUCAACACUAAACGUGUCGUCGCCAAAAUCAAGCAAGACAAUGAGGCCAGCAUCCGCUUUUUCCAGCGGCUCGGCUACACCGAAGAAUCCAGAUCCCAGGUUUUCAACGAAGUGACCAUGGUCUUGCAGCGGUAG
This is a messenger RNA of Gregarina niphandrodes, 519 nucleotides long. RefSeq names its product putative N-acetyltransferase. The record is from RefSeq and is a predicted model, not a curated record. The coding region runs from base 1 to 519 and encodes 172 amino acids. Gene Ontology annotation, biological process: protein acetylation. Gene Ontology annotation, molecular function: N-acetyltransferase activity. The transcript has a single exon. Lineage: Eukaryota; Apicomplexa; Conoidasida; Eugregarinorida; Gregarinidae.